Messenger RNA from Xyrauchen texanus (razorback sucker), 1364 nucleotides. RefSeq names its product hairy-related 8.2 (gene her8.2). Bases 44 to 601 code for a protein of 185 amino acids. Gene Ontology annotation, molecular function: RNA polymerase II cis-regulatory region sequence-specific DNA binding; DNA-binding transcription factor activity, RNA polymerase II-specific; protein dimerization activity. Gene Ontology annotation, biological process: anterior/posterior pattern specification; regulation of transcription by RNA polymerase II; regulation of neurogenesis. The transcript has 4 exons. The record is from RefSeq and is a predicted model, not a curated record. Lineage: Eukaryota; Metazoa; Chordata; Actinopteri; Cypriniformes; Catostomidae. Gene Ontology annotation, cellular component: nucleus.
AGAGGACUGAGUGAAAAUAUAAACUGUACAGAAGGCACUAGAGAUGACUGCUACCAACCUCCAGCAGAAUGCAGGUCAAAGGCACAUCAGUGCCAAAGAGGAGAGGAAGCUACGGAAACCCCUCAUUGAGAGAAAGAGGAGAGAGAGAAUAAAUCACUGUCUGGAUCAACUGAGAGAGACUGUAGUUGGAGCAUUCAGGCUUGAUCAAUCUAAGUUGGAGAAGGCAGAUAUUCUGGAGAUGACUGUGAAACAUUUGCAGAAUAUCCAGAGCAAUAUGUCAUCUGAUCCCGUGCUGGAUGCCGAGUCCCAACAGAGGUACAGUACUGGGUACAUCCAGUGCAUGCAGGAAGUUCACAAUCUUCUACUCUCCUGUGACUGGAUGGACAAAACCCUUGGCUCCCGCCUUCUCAACCACUUGCUCAAAUCUCUCCCGAGAUCAGCCAACGACUGCCCUCAGCCACCCAAGAACUGCCUGACAAGUAUUUCUUCUAACCAUAGUGAGACAGUUGGUUUCCAUGCUGAUGAGUUGGAGAGCCCAAGAACCUGCCUUCCUCCUUCUGUCCUGCCGAGUCCCAUUCUUGACAUGUGGAGGCCCUGGUGAAAUAUCUGUCUGUGUGUAUGUUUAUGUAAUAUAUGUCUUACUGAAUGUAUCUUCUGUAAGUUUGUUGCCACUCUGAGUGUGGCUGUGCGUUGGUGUGCGUUCACACAGUGCAUUGGGGUGUAUAUUCACCCAGUGUGGCUGUCUGUGGUAGAGCCUCCUCUGAUAUGUAUCUUAUAGAUAUGCUUCUUUGCAAGCGUGUGUGAGGCGGAUCUAGUCCACAAUAGCUCUCAUUUCAGACCUUGUCUACUUCCUCUCUGAAGUAAAACUACUGUAGCCUGCAUUGUAGAAGGCCCCUAAUAAUCACCUUAUUUAUUUAACACUAUAUAUUAUUUCAUAUUACAAAUGUUCUUUAGCUACUAAUAUGAAUGAAUGAACGUUACACUUAUAUAGCACUUUUCUGACACUACACUCAAAGCGCUUUACACAGUGAACAGGGGACUCUCCUCAACCACCACCAGUGUGCAGCAUGACGGAUGAUGUGACGGCAGCAAUAGUGCACCUGUACGCUCACCACACACCAGCUAUUGAUGAAGAGGAGAGAGUGGAGUGAUAGAGCCAAUUAAUGGAUGUGGAUUAUUAGGAAGCCAUGAUUGACACUGGGGUUAUACCCCUACUCUUUUCGAGAAGUGUCCUGGGGUUUUUAAUGACUCAUCCAAAGGACAGUGCCUUUUUACUGUAUAGUGACCCCAUCAUUAUACUGGGACAUUUGGACCUACACAGUCUGCAGUGUGAGCACCCCCUGCUGGACUCCCUAAUAUGUCUU